This is a messenger RNA of Paramecium octaurelia, 1581 nucleotides long. The record is from the annotation of a GenBank genome assembly. Lineage: Eukaryota; Ciliophora; Oligohymenophorea; Peniculida; Parameciidae.
AAUAAUGCAAGUAGAGCCCUACAUUAAUGGCUUGUUGAAAAUACAAGAUAAUAGCAUUCUAGCCAAUGCAAAACUGAAGCCAAGAAAGCAUUAGAAUAUUGUAUAUGAAAAUGAUGGACUCACUGUCAAAUACUAAGCAAACCCAGAAACACAUGAAUAUGCGUGCUUGUAAACAGACCAAGCUAUUACAUCCUCUUUUUAUUACUUCGAAGUUAAAAUCUUAAAAAAAGAAAACACUAAGAAGUAAUAGUAAUAAAUAAAAAUAGUAUUAUUUCCAUAGGGCUUGCUAUUGACAAUUAUCCAACAAACAAGCCUUUGGGUAUUAUUGGUGGUAGUAUAGGGUACUACUGUGAUGGAAAAGUAAUAAUGAAAAAGCAAGAAAUUGAUUUGAAAUUGAAUCAAUAUAAACAAGAUGACAUUAUAGGCUGUGGUAUUCAUAAAUCUGAAGUCUUUUUCACACACAACGGAAUUCGAAGCUUGUAAACAGUCAAGGUUGAUUUUAAAGAACCAUUAUACCCAACAGUAGUCUGUGGAGAUGUUGCCUGUUUUCGAUUCAACUUAGGAGCGACCUCAAUGAUAUUUGAUUAUCAGAAAAUGUUGUAGAAGGAAAAGCAUGAAAUCAUUUAAGAGAUCGAUAAAUAAGAUGUUUCUCCUUACAGUCUUCAUCUCAUCAUUUAAGAGUAUUUAUGGAGUUAAGGAUACUUGAAUUCUUUGAAAUAAUUUGAAAGAGAAAGUUCUCUGCAGGAAAACGAAAAUAUGAGACUAGAGAAAAAACCAGAAGAAAUGAAUUAUGAAGAAGAAUAGCAAUGUGAUGGGGAUUUAAAACGAAAAUAGAGUCUACAAAUGACUCCAAUGUCUGCUUUACAAAGAAAAUUAAGUGGAUUGUAGAGUCCGAACUUUUAAUAGAUUUCAUCAAUCGAAAGAAAAGUCAGUGGCUUCUAUUUAGAUGAGUAGGACAACAACAAUGAACUUAAUUAAAUAGCAGAAUAAGCAUUCUUGAAGGAUCAAUUAGUUAAUUAAGAAAGAAUAAGUAAUUUUUUUGUUUAAAUAAGAAAUACAAUAACUCAUUCGAGAAGGUAAGAUUGCUGAUGUCCUUGAUAUCCUCAGCGAAAUGAUGCCAGGCUUUUUAUAAAAGGAGGGAGUCCAACUGACCUUGUAUGCCUAAUACUUUAUUGAAUUAUGUACUCUAUCCUACCUAUGAUUAGUGAAAAAGGACAAAGUCUAAGAGGCUAUAAAUUUGGGAUAAAUUCAUUUGAGUCAACAUUUACAUUUUCAAGUAGAAUGUGUAGACGAGAAUCUAAAUCCUAUCAAACUGAAAAUCGAACAAAUUUUUGGUUUGAUAAUUUAUGAUGACAUUGGAACUAGUGCUUUGAAAGGACUCAUCAGUCAGCAGUAAAGAGAAAGGGUUUGUGAUUAUAUCAAUAGAAGUUUGUUAAGUAAUUAUGGAAUCAAAUUAUUUAAGUCGAAAUGGGAUAUGAAGAUGAAUCAGCAUUAGAAAUAUGCCUUAAAUAGCUAAUUUAGGUUUGCGGUCAAAUUUAAUAAAGAGGAUUGCUAGGGGGACAUUCAGUCUAGUUUUUAUGA